UAGUUCUUAGUUCCAAAUUCCUUCACUAGUUUCCUUUUCCGUUUGUCAACGCUUGACAGUAGACAGAAAAAUGCCUUCUGUGACACUUAAAGACGUCGAUCAACACAAAUUUGUGAAAGCCUUUGCUAUCUUCCUAAAAAAGAGUGGUAAACUACGUGUGCCUGAAUGGAUCGACAUCGUAAAAACCUCCCGUGCUAAAGAAUUAGCACCCUAUGAUCCCGAUUGGUACUAUGUCAGGUGUGCCGCUAUUGCCAGACAUAUUUACAUUCGUUCCCCCGUUGGAGUAGGCUCCGUUACCAAAAUUUUUGGUAGUCGCAAACGCAAUGGCACCAAACCCUCUCAUUUCUGCAGGUCAGCCGGGAGCAUUGCUCGCAAGUCCUUACAGAGUCUAGAAGCCCUGAAGCUUAUUGAAAAGUCUCCCGAUGGCGGAAGGAAGCUUACCCAACAAGGUAGGAGGGACUUGGAUCGUAUCGCGGCUCAAGUGAAAGCUAAGGAGCGUAAAGCACUUAAGGCUUCAGCAAUUCUGACUCUGUAAAUGUAUUAACUUUAAUUAAAAAUUUUAAUAUUUC
This is a messenger RNA of Anoplophora glabripennis (Asian longhorned beetle), 569 nucleotides long. Its product is annotated as 40S ribosomal protein S19. Lineage: Eukaryota; Metazoa; Arthropoda; Insecta; Coleoptera; Cerambycidae. Bases 71 to 535 code for a protein of 154 amino acids. Gene Ontology annotation, biological process: translation; ribosomal small subunit assembly. Gene Ontology annotation, cellular component: ribosome; cytosolic small ribosomal subunit. The transcript is spliced from 3 exons. Gene Ontology annotation, molecular function: RNA binding; structural constituent of ribosome. The record is from RefSeq and is a predicted model, not a curated record.